Messenger RNA from Puccinia graminis f. sp. tritici CRL 75-36-700-3, 3922 nucleotides. RefSeq lists its product as uncharacterized. The transcript has 8 exons. Gene Ontology annotation, cellular component: nucleus; 90S preribosome. Lineage: Eukaryota; Fungi; Basidiomycota; Pucciniomycetes; Pucciniales; Pucciniaceae. Gene Ontology annotation, biological process: endonucleolytic cleavage of tricistronic rRNA transcript (SSU-rRNA, 5.8S rRNA, LSU-rRNA); maturation of SSU-rRNA from tricistronic rRNA transcript (SSU-rRNA, 5.8S rRNA, LSU-rRNA); ribosome biogenesis. The coding region runs from base 106 to 3654 and encodes 1182 amino acids. The record is from RefSeq and is a predicted model, not a curated record. Gene Ontology annotation, molecular function: GTP binding; U3 snoRNA binding; ATP hydrolysis activity.
GCGUAUGCAAUUUGGAAAACCACAAACCAUCACAACCAAGAAGAACAGCAGCGAGCACCUGACAAGCAUCAUACUCAUCCUUCACGCCGAGUCAAUCACCCGACAAUGGAACAACAAACAAAUCGACCACAUCGACCACCAAAGAAAGAGAAAACUAAGCACGAAAAGGGCAAAAAUCCCAAGGCCUUCGCCCCCCAAUCAGGACGAAAAGCGGAGAAACAGGCCCGAAGGAACGUCGAAAAGGAUCAAGCUAAGCUCCAUGUACCUCUACCGGACCGAACCUUUGGUGUCAGACCAACAGCUAAACAAGAGCCAAGCCAGGGCUCUAGCAAAGAUUCCGCCAACCAGGACAAUGGACCCCCUCCUGUGAUUGUAGCUGUGAUGGGCCCACCCGGUGUAGGAAAGACCACCCUGAUCCGAUCACUUGUCCGAAGAUACACCAAAAACACCCUACCAGAAAUCAAAGGGCCUGUAACAGUUGUUGCCGGAAAGGCAAGAAGGCUUUCAUUUGUGGAAUGUCCUAAUGACCUGGGUGCGAUGGUCGAUCUCGCCAAAGUUGCAGACUUGGUCCUCCUCAUGAUUGAUGGAAGUUUUGGCUUUGAAAUGGAAACAUUUGAGGCGUUAUCUGCCCUAUCCUCCCAUGGACUACCCAAGCUGAUGGCCGUAUUGACUCAUUUGGAUCUCAUCAAAACGCCCGCAGCCUUGAAAGACCAAAAGAAACGACUAAAACAUCGAUUUUGGACCGAGGUAUAUGAUGGAGCGAAGAUGUUUUACCUCAGCGGAGUUCGAAAUGGGAGGUAUCCCGACAGAGAGAUUAUCAAUCUAACGAGAUUCAUCAGUGUCGUCAAAUUCCGCCCCCUGAUUUUUCGAAAUAGCCAUCCUUACAUGCUGGCGGACCGAUUCGAGGACCUUACGCCACGUGAAACCGUACGACUAACGCCAUCUUGUGACCGCACGGUUGCUGUCUGGGGUUACUUGCGAGGCAUACCUCUUAGACCGCCUUCAGACCAUGUCACUCCAAAAGUACAUGUGCCAGGAUCAGGAGUCGAUUCAUUCUGUAUUACUAAAAUGACGGGGCUGGAUGAUCCGUGCCCACUACCGACCGCGGAAAGCGAAAAACGCCGCAAGAUCGCCGAGAAGCACAAACUUGUGCACGCCCCCAUGAGUGGUGGUGCUGGUGGUGCCGUGGUUUUCGAUGGCGAUACGGUAUGGGUCAACACCACAAAUCAUUUUUCCUCCAAUAAGCAAAAGUCAGAAGACUCAGAAUUCUCAGAUGAAGAAAGUGAAGAUGAAGACCUUGCAGGCGAUGGAAUAAAAAUGGUCGUUGACCUACAGCAAGUCAAAUCAAGUCUUGGCGACAAUGUGAAAUCUAGCAAGAUCCGACUUUUGGACGAUUCGAAAAAGCCCCUCAAAACUUUGGGUUCUAUCGAAGAUUGCUCUGAUGCUGCUGAUUCAUGCGACUCUAGCUCACAUGCAAGUGAUGGCGAUGAUUCAGAUUUUGAAGGUCUUGAUGAUGAUGAUCUUGAUGCGCAUCCCGUAGCUGAAUCCUCAAGGUCAAACCAAGAGGUUCGGAGACGCGCUGGCAGUUGGAAAACUACACAGACGGGAGAGCAAGAUGUUGCGUAUGCUGACAGCGACUCUGAUCUUGGUUUGGGCUCGGAAGGCAGUAUAUCUGGAUCUGAGCACGAAUCAGAUGUUGACUUAUCCGACGAAGAACGGUUUGAAGACGACUAUGAGGAAGAAGACGACGAUGGUGAAGAUCAAGAAGCCCCGAAAUGGAAGCAGAACCUUGCUCAAACUGCCACUCGCCUAGCAGCAUCUAAACACUCUCGGUGUGAUCCGAUGAAAUUGAUCUAUGAUAAUCGCCUUGAACCAGCUGAAGUUUGUUCUCGACUAAGAGGCGAAGCCCCUCGCGAUUUACCCAAGGUGGAUGAUUCCGACGAAAAUGAAUUGUUUGAACUUGCGAGUCGCCCCUCAGGUGCAGAAGAUGGCAGCCGACGGGCUGAUCUUUACCAAUUUUAUCGGCCAACCGAGUCUAACGAGCUAGAGGUAUGGAGCGAAGAAAAAUGUCUACAGUCCAUCCGGCAUCUAUUCAUCACCGGUGAUAUUGAGAACAAGGAUGCAGAAGUCGCAUAUCAGUACGAAAGCGAGGGCGGUGAUUUUGAAGACCUUGAAACUGGAGAGAAAGUCACAGGAAGCACUCCCUCUCAAGCCGCACCUGCUUCGAAAGAUAUCAAGACCGAACUCCUCGCCAAGAAAGAAGCGCUGAAGCGACAAUUUGAUCGAGAGUACGACGGAUCAUCCGAUGAAGAAGGGAAAAAAGACUUUUACACCGAGCAGAAGGAAGAAAUCGCGCGAAGGAUGGAGCAGACGAUGAAAGAGUUUGAAGAUGAUGACCCACAGACUCGAAUCGCCGUUGAAGGAUAUAGACCAGGAGCUUAUGUUCGCAUCGAGAUAACCGGUGUACCGCCUGAAUUGGUGAACAACUUCGAUCCCACUUUCCCCUUCUUACUGGGUGGUCUAUUGCCUGGGGAAGACAGUCUUGGGUUUGUUCAAGUACGACUGAAGAAACAUCGAUGGUAUCCUAAGGUCCUGAAGACGAACGAUCCACUGAUCCUUUCUGUAGGAUGGCGCCGUUUCCAAACUGUUCCAAUCUACUCACUUGAUGAUGGCACGAGGAAUCGAAUGCUCAAGUAUACACCUGAGCACACCCAUUGCUUAGCCACCUUUUACGGCCCCGUAUCCAGCCCUAACACUGGCCUCUGCGCUUUCAGUCGCAUGGGUAGCGGCUCUACCAACUUUCGGAUUUCAGCAACCGGAGUGGUCCUGGACGUGGAUGGUAGCAGUCGAAUAGUGAAAAAACUGAAGCUGACUGGUGUCCCUUACAAGAUCUUUAAGAAUACCGCCUUUGUCAAAGGAAUGUUCACAAGUGCUCUCGAAGUAACCAAGUUUGAAGGCGCACAAAUCCGCACAGUUUCUGGAAUCAGAGGGCAAGUGAAGAAGGCUCUUCCCAAACCCGAGGGUACUUACAGAGCGACGUUCGAGGAUAAAGUUCUGAUGAGCGAUAUAAUAUUCUUGAGGGCUUGGUACAAUGUAAAACCAAGGAUGUUCUACACGCCAGUGGCUUCUUUACUCUUACCAAACAAAACAAGAUGGCAAGGUAUGCGUUUGACGGGUGAAGUCAGACGAGAUCAACAGUUGAAAACACCGGUGGAUGUCAAUUCUCAAUACCGACCGAUUGUAAGGGAGGCAAGGCGAUUCAAUCCACUCAAAAUCCCCAAAAAAUUGCAAAGCUCUUUGCCCUUUGCAUCCAAACCCAAAUAUCAAAAGCCUCAAUCGAAACCGACUUACCUACAACAAAGGACUGUGCUUCUACAGCCUGAAGAGCGUAAAACUUUGGGUGCUCUGCAACAGGCACAGGCUGUCACUAAAGUCAGGAUUGAAAAACGGAAAGAAACUAAGGCUAAAAAGAACGCCGAAAGGAUCAAGAAAAUCGAACGUUCGCAUGAAGCUGGAGGUCGUUCUGAACGUGAAAAGGAAACUAGGAAAGAAUUCUUUCGGCAGGAUAGUAAGCGAAAGCAAUCUGAUAACAGUGGCAGUCAAGGUGGCAGCGGUAAACAUCGAUCGAAAUCAAAGAGACAGAAAACUAGUUGAUGAGAAGGCUCAACCCUUAUUUAUCCAUCUAAUUUCUAGACUCUGCCAUGAUAAUUAGGCGUCGGAUUUUGUUUCGUUUGUUGUGCUUUGAGGGGGUGUUUUGUUCUCGAAACCUGUAGUCUUGCUUCCAAGAUCCAACUCCAAAAUUGUUUACAUUUAUCCAUGCAGGAGCUAUUCAAACAACUAAAACCACUACCAAACAUUCAAAUAAUUCAAAUCAUCGAAUGAAUAAAUAUAUAUCUUUGUAAUCUUCGUCAAAGUAUUUCAA